AUGGCUCCUGAUUACAAACUAACCUACUUUGACUUACGAGCUCGAGCUGAACCCGUAAGACUUGUUUUUGCCUACGCUGGAGUAGACUAUGAAGACAACAGAAUAAGCUGGGAAAACAAAGCCGAACAGUGGAUACCACUAAAAAACAGUAAGUAAUUUCACACUUAAAUACCCGCAUACAUCAUUGUGAUCUCAAGUAAUCUUCGUUUGCAAGAUUUAGCUUUGAGGACCUCAAAGCAAUGUUCAGUACAAUACAAGCGUACUAAUAAUUCAAAAGCAAACUUAAUUUAUAACACGAGCCGUCACUGUUAAACCUGUUAUAGGCCAAAACCAACAACGUGACUUUAGGAAUUAAGCGUGCAUGCAAGCGCUUCAGCCGUGUGUAUCACAAGUCAGUUAGAGAGACUGGCAUUCCGUUUACGGCAAACGUGAGAAUCAAGUUGAGAAAUUUUCAAAAUGAGUAAUGAGCAGAUAAAAACAGCUUAAAACAAUUCUUAUGGAUAAAAGUGGCGUGAAUUUACCGCCUUUUUUCGUGUAGCUAUAAUGAACAGUAAACCGGAUAUGCAGAUGGAAAACUUGGUCGCGUGGUUCAAAUUUACGUUUGCCGUUUGCCGUAAACGCGAUGCUUAACCUCUCUAUUAAUAUUUUUAGUUAUUAAGUUAACCGAUAAGAAAAGGACUUUUUUGGUAAUAUCAACUAAAUUGAACUUAAGAGUUUCUUUAGUCCGAUCAUGUUAAAGCACUUUGAUGAAAUCUUGCAUUGAGAGUUUCUGUAUUUACAGGUGGAAAAUGUCCAUUUGGUCAAAUUCCUCUUCUUGAAGUUGAGGGUGUUACACUAUGUCAGUCAAUGGCCAUACUCCGAUUCGUGGCUAGACGAUACGGUAUGUAUCAGUUCUUCAUGAUAUGAAUACUGAGAAAACGGUUAAUACAAAUGGUAGCGGUCCAAUUUGGUCCGGCAUGUAUUUAAAAAAUCCGCCCAGUAUCCAAAAUAAAUGUAGAAGGAAUGGCUCAUCACCAAAAGCAAAAAGAACCCAUGAAUAACAAAAUUGUUAUGAGUCAUAAUACUGACAUAUCGUGCGGGUCAGAUAGACUUUGUGAGAGUUGUACGGUAGGGCUUGAAUUACUCUAGCCUCACACGCAGCGUUUUUAGGGGAGCUCGUGUUUCGUCCCUCACCACAAACGCCUGCUUAACCGAGAACAACAUUCCUUUCCUAAGCUUUGCCAAUCACGUUGUACUUUCCAAAUUCUGGAAACUUGAUCUUGACCGCAGGGUAACCCGAUAUUUUUUCGAUCUGCAUGAAACACUUGGAAAGCUUUAUGACCACUAAUAAAUGUUAGACUCAGAGCGGCAAAAGUAAGAUUUAGUCGGAUUGUACAAUACACCGUGUACUACAUAACCUUAGCGAAGGAAAGAAAAGAGGGAAAAAGGUAACUCUGGGGUCACGUUUUUACACUACCAGGAGGUUGUGAGUCGUGUUUAGCCUUUUAACACUUUAUUUCACAACUGUUGAUUGGUCACUUAUCACGCGAAUAAAACAAUGGGAAAGGAAUGUUGUUCUCGUUUGAGCAGGCGUUUGUGGGGAGGGACGAAAUACGAGCUCCCCUAAGAACGCCUGUGUGGGAGGUUAGAAUUACUUCGAUUCUUGGCUAGAGGAUGGGGUAUGCAUUUCUUCCUUGUGUCAAUAGUAAUAAAACGGUCAAUAAAAAUGGAUGGGGGCGUGCAUUUAAAAAAUCCGUCCUGUAACGAAAAUGAGUGCAGAAGGAAUUGCUCAUCACCAAAAGCAAAAAGAACCCAUGAAUAAUGAAAUACUUAUGAGUCAUAACACUUACAUACUGUGCGGGUCAGAUAGACUUUGAGAGAGAGAAACGGUUCUUACUUACUACUUAACUGCAUCCGAGAAUAUCGAUGACAUAAACAUACGUUAGGUAUACGGUAUAGAUACACGGUAGGGCUUGAAUACUUGUUUGAAUAAUUUCUGUGUUUAUAAUAGCAUGGGCGGAUGCCCAGAUACCAAUUCCCUGUGGUAUCACCCCGCCUACCCCCGAACCAAAAUCCCACUCCGCCCUUGCAAUAUCAAUUUAUGAAAUGCCUUUGUUAACAGGUUUGAUGCCUAGCAACGAUAUCCAGCAGGCAAAGGCAGACAUGUUUUCUGAGGCAGUUUACGACUUAGAAAACGCGAUGGUCCGUGCAAUUGUGCAGCCAGAACCAGAUCGAAAGGUAACGCGUCAAACUUGCCAGGAUGUCCUCUUGUCAAAUGACAUAACCGGGACAGCAGGGCGGCAUGCGCAGUGUUAGCCUGCGAGCGAAGCGAGCCGCGCGAGAACAAGCAAGCAGCGAGGCUGCGAGGGGCCAAGGAAAGGAGCGCCCCCGGCUUUCAAGUCUCCUCUCGCGUGACUGUCGUGCGUCUACUUUUCACGAUAUCCCCCAAAUGGAGAGCUUGCUUGCUGGCUAGCGCAGAGCAAGACAGCUGUAGAUCUGAGCUGGAAACACUUGCUCAGGAAUAUCUGUUGAAGGCUAUUUAAGCUUUGACGAAUACCUAGUCUGUGUUGAGAACUUUGCCCCGUUCACUAGGGUUUCCAGAUCAACGAAAGCUACACUAAAACAAUCAGUAGAGUCGAUUGUAUUUAAUCACUUGGCUCACUUGUAUUCACUCGUUACAGCAGUUGUGCAAGAGCUACUCUCUCAAACAUGGAAAAGAACGCUCGAUUUCAUACUAGUAUACAUUAGAUAUGAUUGGUUGUUGCUAGGCGAUAAUCAGAAAAAGGUCAAUCAAUUCUUGCAGCUAAAGUGUUCAUUGUCUCAUAAAAUCUAGACCUAAUUUAAACAUCCGUGUCACUAUAUUGUCACGUAACAUGAAGUCUCCGACAUCUGCUACACAGCCGUUCUUAGCGUCGUCACGCAACGCUCCUCCCCACUUAGUGGGGAGGAGCGUUGCGUGUCGACACUAAAAACGGCUGUGUAGCAGACUAACGAAUACCCUGAAGUUUUGAAGUAAAAUCCCUCACUCCCAUAAUAAUUCAUUAUAGUUUCCUAUUAUUACUGUACUGAAAAGUUCAGGUAUGAAAGAGGAGGAUGGUUUGUUUCCUUUUCCUUUCUUUUUCAUGACUUUAAAAAAUUCCCUAACUGAUAUCAAGAGAUAAUAACGAGCUGGCAGUUGGUAACUGACCUACCUCUUCAAUAUUUUUCAAUCUACAGAAAGUUUUGAUGGAAACAUUUAAAUCAGAGACAGUACCAAAGGCAUGCAACUAUCUUGAGAAAUUUCUGGAUGGAAAUCCAAAAGAUGAAGUAUACUGCGUUGGAAAUAAGGUAAUUUUCUAAAAUUUGUUCCAAGACCGAUGUAUUCAGCAAUCAGUAAGGUGAUGUCAAAAAAUGUAAGUGACAUUGGCCCUUCAACUAAGUAACGCUGUUUUUGUUUCUAUUCUUGACAGUUAAGCUUUGCAGACAUCUGUUUCUUCGCGUUCUUCAAUAGUUACCUAGGCGAUGGUGAAAUGGCUGUACCAGACACUUUGAAAGGCCUUCCUCGUCUUACCGCACUGUACGAGAAAGUCAGGGAUGAGCCCAAGAUCAAAGCGUGGCUUGAGAAACGACCUAACUCUGUUCUUUAA
This is a messenger RNA of Porites lobata, 3605 nucleotides long. Lineage: Eukaryota; Metazoa; Cnidaria; Anthozoa; Scleractinia; Poritidae. The record is from the annotation of a GenBank genome assembly.